AUGAAUGAAGAAUUCAAAGGGGUCAACUUCUCUUACACCAGAUUUAUUUUUGUGGGUUUCCCUGAAAUCAGCGACUACAAACAUUUACUCUUCUUCCCAUUUUUUAUAACAUACAUCUUGGGUUUGGCAGGAAACUCAUUACUGCUCUUUGUGAUAAAGACCAGCGAGUCUCUCCACAGCCCCAUGUAUAUACUGAUAUCUGGCUUGGCUAUGGUCAACAUUGUCGUCCCUACAGCCAUCGUCCCCAACAUGCUACUGAGCUUUCUGUUCGAUUUGAAUGAAAUCUCUUUGGCUGGUUGCUUGACUCAGAUGUUUUUCACUCACUUUUUCUCCUCUGUAGAAUCCACCAUUCUUUUGGCAAUGGCUCUGGACCGGCUGAUAGCCAUUUGCAAUCCGCUGCGGUACGCAGACAUCAUGAAUGCUUCCGCCUUCAUAAAACUGGCCGCUUUCAUGCUCGUAAGGAGUGGAUCAAUAAUGUCUGCCCUCGUUAUCCUAGCCCGUCCUCUGGCUUUUUGCCGGUCAAAUGUCAUUAAGCAUUGCUACUGUGAUCACAUGGCCCUGGUCAGCCUGGCCUGUGACAGCACUGCAAAAAACAAUGUCAUGGGACUGGCAGUGAUCAUUUCUUUUGUUGGCAUCGAUAUUUCUGUUAUUGUCUUCUCAUACAUCCGCAUCUUAAACGCAGUUCUGCAAGCGGCAGAGGAUCGGUGGAAAGCUUUCCAUACUUGUGGCACGCACUUGAUUGUCAUGCUUUGCUUCUACUUAGUGGGCAGUGUGACAUUUUUAUCUCAUAAUCUAGGUAUCACCAUGCCAACAGGCGUAAAUACAUUUUUAGGAGUACUAUAUAUUAUUUUCCCCGCCACAGUAAAUCCAAUUAUUUAUGGUGUCCGAACAAAGGAAAUAAGGAACUGUAUAUUGAAGAUGUUCAGAAAGAGAGGAAGUAAGGUCUUCACAGUAAAGGUUUCAACAGUGAAAGCUUGA
Messenger RNA from Megalops cyprinoides (Indo-Pacific tarpon), 978 nucleotides. It is a transcript of the gene or112-1, whose product is annotated as odorant receptor, family A, subfamily 112, member 1. Gene Ontology annotation, cellular component: membrane. Gene Ontology annotation, biological process: G protein-coupled receptor signaling pathway. The transcript has a single exon. NCBI's taxonomy places the organism in Eukaryota, Metazoa, Chordata, Actinopteri, Elopiformes, Megalopidae. The record is from RefSeq and is a predicted model, not a curated record. Bases 1 to 978 code for a protein of 325 amino acids. Gene Ontology annotation, molecular function: G protein-coupled receptor activity; olfactory receptor activity.